This is a messenger RNA of Geodia barretti, 1305 nucleotides long. NCBI's taxonomy places the organism in Eukaryota, Metazoa, Porifera, Demospongiae, Tetractinellida, Geodiidae. The record is from the annotation of a GenBank genome assembly.
AUGUCUGCGGCGGAUCUACCUCACACAAUCCGGGAGGCCUUCCAGAUAGCUCAGGAAGGAAGGCCGGGACCGGUAUUGAUUGACGUGCCACGGGAUGUGCAGCUUGAGUUGGCCGAGUUUGAGUAUCCCGAAAUUCCGGUGCCGGCACGGGCUGCCAUGUCCGAAGAAACCGAAGCUGCGGUUGUGAAGGCAGCCAAGCUGAUCAAUGAAGCCGAGCGUCCUGUGCUAAUCGCCGGCCACGGUGUGCUGGCCUCCCAUGCAUGGGACGAGCUGAUGGAAUUGGCCGAGGCCACCGGAAUUCCUGUGAUCAAUACUCUUCUUGGACUCAGCAGCUUCCCGCGCAAUCAUCCCCUCAGCCUGGGUAUGCUGGGCAUGCACGGCAUGUACUGGUCGAACAUUGUGGUGGACCAGGCAGACCUGGUUGUUGGUUUGGGGAUGCGCUUCGACGACCGGGUAACCGGGAAGGCAUCCACCUUCGCUCCCCACGCCAGAAUCAUUCACCUGGACAUAGAGUCCAGUCAGGUCGGACGAAAUGUGCCGGUGGAAGUUCCGCUGGUGGGUGACGCCAAGGUAAUCAUGCGGGCGCUGGUCCCGCUGGUGAAGAACGUCGACCGGCCCGAAUGGAUGAGCUAUAUCGAGGGUCUGAAGAAAGACCAUCCAUCUUUGGCGAUUCCCAAGACGGACAAAUUGCUGGUGCAGCACGUAUUGUCGGAAAUGAACGAGCUGAUCCAGGAGAAUCCGGAAUCCGUGAUAGUUACAGGAGUAGGCCAGCACCAGAUGUGGGCGGCCCAAUUCCUUUUCUUUAAUGGGCACAACACCUUUGUCUCGUCGGGUGGCCUGGGGGCCAUGGGUUUUGAGCUUCCGGCCGCCAUGGGCGCGCAGGUAGGGCAGCCCAACGUCCCAGUGUGGAGCAUUGCUGGUGACGGCGGAAUUCAGAUGACCUCGCAGGAAUUGGCCACCGUGGCCCAGGAGAACCUGCCGGUUAAGAUAGCCUUGAUAAACAACGGUUAUCUGGGAAUGGUACGGCAAUGGCAGGAGAUGUUCUUUGAGAAUCACCUGAAAGAGGUGCCGAUACCCGGGCCGGACUUCGUUAAACUUUCCCAGGCUUAUGGGAUACCGGCGAUGAAGGUAACCCACCAGGAAGACGUAAUGCCGGCCUUGCGCAAGGCCCAGGCCCACGAUGGCCCAUACUUGAUCGAAUUUGUUGUGGACCCGUCGGUCAACCUUUACCCAAUGGUGCCGCCGGGCGGAUCACUGGGCGAAACAAUGGAAGACCCCUUGACCGUCGGGGCGACAACCAGCUAG